Molecule: messenger RNA, 357 nt
Organism: Ectocarpus sp. CCAP 1310/34
Lineage: Eukaryota; Phaeophyceae; Ectocarpales; Ectocarpaceae
Source: the annotation of a GenBank genome assembly
AUGUAUUGCUACGUUGUUUGAGUCAUUUAGCUGCUGACACGAUGACUGUUGGAUCUUGGGAGUGUACGAUUAUCAAAUUGGGAGAUGCAGCAUACCACGAUAUCCUGGCUUCGGCUGGGCUUGAAAUAACCCUUUUGCUGUCCUCCGCUCUUUGCAUCAGUGGCUUCCUAGGUUUGGGCGAGGGCAUGUGUGGAGCUAUGGCAAUGAGAUGUGUGUCUACGUGAAAGCACAUGUAGAGAGAGUCGUUUUGGAAUUCGCAUCUAGCGCAUUGCGCAUUUUUUGAAUUUUCGCCUCCUUCCAGGGAACUUGAUUUUUACCCGCUGGCACUGACGUCUUUUAUUGGUCAGCCGGUUAGCG